AUGUUCGAGAAAAUGACAACGAAAGAAAGAAAGUUGAAAUCCCUCGAUCUCCAAAAGACAACUGUUUCGAAAGCUAUGUUUAUUUUUUUCGUGUUAAUACACGUUAUAUUCUGUUUGGAUUUCGGCUUCAUAAGAUUUAAAUCUUCAAAAGCCAAGCUAGUUUUUAAAGCAUUAACACUGUUCCUUUCUGCCGUUAUAGUGUCAACAUGUUUUAUCUCUUUCUAUUUGUCUUCCGACAUACAUACCCAUAUAACAAGUUCUAUGCAUUUAUUAAGAUAUAUCAUUUAUGUAUUCAUUUUGUCAUUUCGUAACGACUCCACUCUUUUCGAUUUACAAGAAACUUUGAAUAUAAUAAAUUCCAAAUAUGGUUACACCAGUUUCAAAUUAGAUAUCAAAAUUAUUUUAUGUACUCUCUCUAUAUUUAUGUUUGAUACCGUUCUUGCAAUAAUGAAGUACACACUUAUCGAUCCAAAUUGUGAAAUUCUUAAACCACUUUCGUUAUUAAUUAUUGUACCAAUAAUUGCGAUAGAUUUUGUUUUAAUUGUUUAUUUCUUUUUGUUCUAUUCUGUUUUUUGUCAUUUGCGUGUGUUUAGCCUACAUUUGCCUAAAAGCGAUAUUGUCGUCAGUCAAACAGUUUAUAAAGAGUUCGUCGAUAUAACUGAAAAGACUAGAAAGGUUUUUGACUGUGCUUGUAGUCAAAUAAAAUUCAGGAUUCUGUCGUUUGUGAUCAUAAAGAUGGCCAUACUGACAUUUGCACCAGUACUAGCUUGUGAGAAGUUGGCAUUCCAAGCGGAAGAUAUAAAGGCGAUCUUACAUGACCGUCUCCUUGAAGAAAAAAAUGAAUGUAAUGUGAAAUAUAUCAAACGAUUUAUUAACUACGUAGCCGCUCGGCCGAUAGCUUCUCGCGCUUUGAAAAUAGUUCCACUAAACUUUUCGCUUAUCAUUAUCAUUCUGCAGUUAUGCAUUGAUUAUAUUAUAAUAACUAUACAGUUUAGUCAUUUGUAUUAG
Manduca sexta (tobacco hornworm) is the source of this 1008-nucleotide messenger RNA. RefSeq lists its product as uncharacterized. The record is from RefSeq and is a predicted model, not a curated record. The transcript is spliced from 3 exons. Bases 1 to 1008 code for a protein of 335 amino acids. NCBI's taxonomy places the organism in Eukaryota, Metazoa, Arthropoda, Insecta, Lepidoptera, Sphingidae.